Salmo salar (Atlantic salmon) is the source of this 2710-nucleotide messenger RNA. The record is from RefSeq and is a predicted model, not a curated record. Lineage: Eukaryota; Metazoa; Chordata; Actinopteri; Salmoniformes; Salmonidae.
AGCUCUGGGAACGCCCACAUCCUGGUACUGCUUGUCUCACGUGUUCAAACAAGCGGAACAGAGACAGCUUUGGAUUUGAGUCAAGACCAAUGGCAGAGUUGAUCACAGCAUGUUCCAACGUCACACUGUCAGUCUCUGCCCUGUGCACAGCAUAUCAGCUCUUCAAGGACCACAGAGCUCCAGCGGUGGGUUUCUUCCUGCUUGGUCUCUCAUCAGGCCUCUGCACCCUGCCUCUCUCCUUCAGCCCAUACCUGACCUCUGUACAGGGGGACCUGGAGUGGGCCGGCGAGGUCCUGGCUCCACCGCUGGUCUCCUUCGGCUUCCUGUGGCUCAGUGAAGACCGCACCACAGCCAACAUCCUCCUUAUUGGCUCAGCUCUCCUCCCGGUGCUCUGCGAUUGGUUGUCAGCGGACGAGUUGAUGCUGAUGUCACGCUGUCUGGCGUUGUCUGCCAUCUCCUGCUCGCUCACUGUGUGUCUGUUUGCGGGAAACGCUGUCGGGGCCCUGGGCAGUGUGGCCCUCAGCCUGCCACAAAUGGUGGCCCCCAGGGUGGGGGUCAAGACUCUGGCUCCCCUUGUCUCUCCAGGGGCCACUGUGGGACUGCUUAAGUGGCUCCUGAAGGGCUCCAUGGCUGUAGGGUGCUGGGCCUCUGAGAAGGCACUUAGCAAGUACCUGUUGGAACUGAAGGAAUUGGACACGCCAUUUUAACUUGUUACCACAGUAACACAGGGCUUCCCCAAACUCAGUCCUCGGGUCACCGGGGUUUAGUGUCUUUCCUAAGCACUACACAGCUUAUUCAAAUAAUCAACUAAAAGCUUUGAUCAUUUCAAUCAGGUUUAUAGUGUUUGGGCAAAAACCAAAACGUGCACCCCUUGGAGUGCCGAGCAUCGAGUUUGGGAAACGCUACUGUAACAGUUACUCACUGUCUGAACAGUUCAAUAGUCCCUCACACAUGAUAAUUACUGAUUGUUAAGUUGAUGUGGUCUCAUGAUGUGCACAUAGAGCUGCUGACAGAAGAGAACCAGAUGGAGGGUCUAUUUAUUUUGUCCUGCAGGGCCUUGCCUCAUAGAAGUAGAAUGAAUAGAACGGUCUUGGAACCUCUGACCAUGGCUUUUUGACUGGUAAAGUCAUGGGUGCACUCAAAAUAGGCGUCAUUGACUUAAAUGAGCAAGCUUGUUCGACUUAUUCUAGUACUGUGGCUUGCCUUUGAUCUGUAGCCAAUAACCUUUUCAAUUCCUAAUGACCAAUAACCUUUCCAAUUCCUACUGGCCAAUGACCUUUCCAAUUCCUACUGGCCAAUAACCUUUCCAAUUCCUACUGGCCAAUGACCUUUCCAAUUCCUACUGGCCAAUAACCUUUCCAAUUCCUACUGGCCAAUGACCUUUACAAUUCCUACUGGCCAAUAACCUUUCCAAUUCCUACUGGCCAAUGACCUUUCCAAUUCCUACUGGCCAAUGACCUUUCCAAUUCCUACUGGCCAAUAACCUUUACAAUUCCUACUGGCCAAUAACCUUUCCAAUUCCUACUGGCCAAUGACCUUUCCAAUUCCUACUGGCCAAUAACCUUUACAAUUCCUACUGGCCAAUGACCUUUCCAAUUCCUACUGGCCAAUAACCUUUACAAUUCCUACUGGCCAAUGACCUUUCCAAUUCCUACUGGCCAAUAACCUUUCCAAUUCCUACUGGCCAAUGACCUUUCCAAUUCCUACUGGCCAAUGACCUUUCCAAUUCCUACUGGCCAAUAACCUUUACAAUUCCUACUGGCCAAUAACCUUUCCAAUUCCUACUGGCCAAUGACCUUUCCAAUUCCUACUGGCCAAUAACCUUUACAAUUCCUACUGGCCAAUGACCUUUCCAAUUCCUACUGGCCAAUAACCUUUACAAUUCCUACUGGCCAAUGACCUUUCCAAUUCCUACUGGCCAAUAACCUUUCCAAUUCCUACUGGCCAAUGACCUUUCCAAUUCCUACUGGCCAAUGACCUUUCCAAUUCCUACUGGCCAAUAAACUUUCCAAUUCCUACUGGCCAAUGACCUUUCCAAUUCCUACUGGCCAAUAACCUUUCCAAUUCCUACUGGCCAAUGACCUUUAAAAUUCCUACUGGCCAAUGACCUUUACAAUUCCUACUGGCCAAUGACCUUUCCAAUUCCUACUGGCCAAUGACCUUUACAAUUCCUACUGGCCAAUGACCUUUCCAAUUCCUACUGGCCAAUGACCUUUCCAAUUCCUACUGGCCAAUGACCUUUUCAAGAGAUUAUCCAUAUGAUCCAUAUAAUGAUGCCAGUCUGCCAACUUGGAGGUGACAUGAUCCACCAUUGGGACAAGUGUCUGUUGCCAGUGUAUGAGCACUGUCAAGGGUGUUGUUCUACUUGUUCAGCUUAUUGUCAUGGCCAGGGAGCUCUGCUCUGUUAUCCUAGUACUUUCAUCUAUGCAAGUCGAAGAAGCACUGGUGUCUUAAUUCUAAAACUGUAAAACAUUAUUGAUGAUAUUAGUAACAGCGGUUAAUAACAUUUUAUGUGCUAAAAUAUUGAUUUGUUGUUGUAUCAACAAAAGGAGUAGCGCUUGGAUUUAACGCUUGUAUGUAGUGAUUGUCAUGGGUCACUAAUACUCCCAACCUCUUUCACACCACAUAUUAGAAAGUCUAAUUCAUCUAUGGAGGUUGAUUUACAGGACAGUGUAAUUACCAAUUGGCUAUAAAAGAUUCUAUCUGCUUA